AUGAACGAGAAUACAAAGAAAGCUUUAGAUAAAGCAAAAACGAAACGUAAAACGUUAAGAAGGUUAACAACACAAGUAAUUAACAGAAUAUGUGAAUUAUUAGAACAGGAUAUUGUAGAUACAAAAUCAUUAGAAAAAUGUGAUAUGAAUCUACAAGAAAAAGCAGAUCAGAUAUUUAAGUUAGAUCUAGAAAUUGAGAAUUUAAUCCCUGAAGUAUCUGAUCUAGAAACAGAAGUCGAGAAUAAUCAGGAAUACAGAGAACGUAUAAUCUACGCGAAAUCGAAAGUUAAGAAUUAUCUUCAGAAUUCAGAUAGAAAUAAGGGAGAUUUUUCGUUGAAGAAUAAUUCUUCACUUAUUUCGAAUAGUGAACCAGAUAAACCAAGAAUAAAUUUGCCGAAACUUCAUGUAGAACCGUUUGAGGGUAAUUUAGAGAAGUUUCAGGAAUUUUGGUCACAGUUUGAUAAUGCGAUUCACAGUAACGAACGCUUAUCUAAAGUAGAUAAAUAUAAUUAUCUUAAAGCUUUCUUGAAAGGACCAGCCUUAACUAGUAUUCAAGGACUAUUGGUAUCGGAAAAUAAUUAUGAUUUAGCAGUUGAAUUGCUUAAAGAAAGAUACGAGAAAAAAGAAAUUAUUGUAAGAUCUCAUAUUAACCAUUUGUUAAAUUUAAAUGCAGUAAAAUCGGAUUCGUAUUUGAAAGAAUUAAGGGAGUUAUACGAUACGAUAGAAAUCCAAGUACGGGGUUUACAAACUCUUGGUGUCGAACUGAAUUCAUAUGGAAGUUUGUUGUUUCCACUACUAACCAAACUUAUUCCAGAUUCCAUUGUGCUAGAUUUUUAUAGACAGCAUGAAAAAGACGAUUGUUGGAAUGUAACAGAAUUAUUAAAAUUUCUUAGAAGAGAAACAGAAACGCGAGAACGAACAUUUUUGUUUCGACAAACAAGGGAAAAUAAUGAAUCAGUUAAAAGCGUAGACUAUAAACUGUCAGUUAAUAAAUUUUCGGAAAAGGGGAAUAGAUUUCAGAAGUUUAAAGGGAAGCAGCAAGAUUCGAUUCCUAACGCAACCGCACUGAGCACAUUUCAGAAAAUUUGCAUUCCUUUGCAAUAA
This is a messenger RNA of Stegodyphus dumicola, 1104 nucleotides long. RefSeq lists its product as uncharacterized. Lineage: Eukaryota; Metazoa; Arthropoda; Arachnida; Araneae; Eresidae. The record is from RefSeq and is a predicted model, not a curated record.